AAAAUUUAAUCUAAAAUUCCACUUUCGUCUGAAACAUCAUUUCAACAUGACACCUUUUCUCAUUCUUUUCGUUAUAACCCUGGUGAAUUGCGAAGGUAUUAGCAAUGGUACCAAGUGUGAUAAUUUUCAGGCCAACUUUAAUUUGAAGGAUGUGAUCGGAGAAUGGCAGGUGGUGGCUAUUAUUCCUGAAAAAUUGUUCCCUGAGAAACAGGUUACAUGUUACAAGGUGGAGAUUAGUGAAACUGAUGGGGCUAGUCUAAGAUGGCUGAUAAACAAAACAGUAGAAUCCCCCAAGAAACUGAUGCCCAAAGAUUCAAAAGGGUUCAUAGUACGUCAGCGUUACCACACAGAGAACCCGUUCGAUGUCUGGUCCAAAUCCAUAGAAGGAGUGAAUGGAUGCUUCCAGCAAGUCAUCUCUCUGGAUAUUGGCAAGAAUGAUAUACAUAAAGCCUUAAAACAUGACGCGAUGAUGCAGCUCCAUCUCCUGCAAGUGGAAGGAUCGAAGCCGUUUCUGAUGCAAAUGUUGUGGGGAAGAAUGAUAGCGGUGGUCAUCUACCGGCGGAAACAGGGGGUGACUCAAGACGAACUAAAACCUGUGUUUGAACUCAUAAACAAGUUACGUGGACCUCAGAGAUUACCGAAGAUAUGCGAAAAUCCUUUACGAGAUAUUCUAGUGUUUUAAAUAACUAUACUUAAGGACAGUAUUUUUUUAUUUUUGUAACUUUGUAACCUACACACUUACUAAAAAAAUUCUUUUGAAUAAAAAAGCGCAUGCAUGUAGGAUCAUCACUUAAGAAUGCUGAUUAUUAAUUAUUGUACGAAUAUAAAAAAAAUAUGUUGAUAAUUGAUGUUUUUCAGGUCUGCUAAUGUCGAUAAAUAAAACUAAACAAACCCCAAA
Molecule: messenger RNA, 898 nt
Organism: Helicoverpa zea (corn earworm)
Lineage: Eukaryota; Metazoa; Arthropoda; Insecta; Lepidoptera; Noctuidae
Exons: 4
Coding region: 47-682 (211 amino acids)
Source: RefSeq, a predicted model, not a curated record